AUGUCUGCCGGAGGAGGUUACAAUUAUUCAUACAUUUUUAAGUACAUAAUUGUUGGCGAAAUGGGCGUUGGUAAAAGCUGCCUGAUGCACCAGUUUACGGAAAAGAAGUUCUUUCCCGAUUGUCCUCAUACAAUUGGUGUCGAAUUUGGAACUCGUAUAAUUGAGGUAAACGAGCAAAAGGUAAAGCUUCAGAUAUGGGAUACUGCGGGACAGGAGCGGUUCCGGUCUGUAACGAGGUCGUACUAUCGCGGAGCUGCGGGUACCCUCCUAGUCUAUGAUAUAACCCGUCGAUCAACAUUCCAACGUAUUCAAAAUUGGCUUAGUGACGCUCGAAGAUUGACUUCGGCCAACACUGUAAUGAUGAUGAUAGGGAAUAAGUCAGAUUUGGAGGAACAACGUGAUGUUUCGUAUGAGGAUGCGAAGGCAUUAGCAGACGAAAAUAAUCUUAUGUUUCUGGAAUGCAGCGCCAAGUCUGGUGAAAAUGUUGAAGCCGCGUUUCUGGAAACGGCGAGGAAAAUUUAUCAGAAUGUUCAAGAGGGGAGUGUGAACCUUAACAGUGCGGAGGGUGGUGUGUUGAACAAAAACGCCUUCCAGGUGGGCGCUUCGGCCCAGUCGACGAUGGGGACCGGAGGGAACGCAUCUUCGAUCGGUGGCUCCGACGGUUGCUCCUGCUGA
Molecule: messenger RNA, 675 nt
Organism: Echinococcus granulosus
Lineage: Eukaryota; Metazoa; Platyhelminthes; Cestoda; Cyclophyllidea; Taeniidae
Product: Ras-related protein Rab-14
Exons: 4
Coding region: 1-675 (224 amino acids)
Cellular component (GO): Golgi apparatus
Molecular function (GO): GTPase activity; GTP binding
Source: RefSeq, a predicted model, not a curated record